AUGGGGCGACUAGCAAGGAGGGCUUGUCUCCUAGGCUCACUAGUAGAAGCUUUCUACCUCAUCCUAGCAGUCUCCCCGGUAGCAAGUGACAUGACCGACAGCCUCGACCUGCUGUGGGGCGACACAAAGGUAGAGUACGAUAGUGGCGGCCGCCAAACCGUGUCCCUGUCCCUCGACCGCUGGACGACCUCCGCGUUCCGCUCCAAGAGCAAGCACCUCUUCGGGAGGUUCGACAUGGACAUCAAGCUCGUCCCCGGAGACUCGGCCGGCACCAUCACCACUCUCUACAUGCUGACAGAGGGGCCAUGGGAAGAACACGAUGAGGUCGACCUCGAAUUCCUAGGGAACAGCUCCGGCGAGCCAUACACCUUGCACACAAACAUUUACGCCAGAGGAAGAGGCGGCCGAGAGAAGCAGUACCGGCUUUGGUUUGAUCCCACUCAAGAUUUCCACACCUACUCCAUCCUCUGGAACCCACAGGAGAUAUUGAUACUUGUCGACGGGACACCGGUCCGGCAGAUGAAGAACCAACAAAGAAAAGACAUCCCUUUCCCGCUGUACCAGCCAAUGAGGUUGUACAGCAGCAUCUGGAACGCGGAGGACUGGGCGACGCAGGGUGGGCGCGUCAAGACCGACUGGUCCCAGGCGCCGUUCACCUCGCUCUUCCGGAACUACAGCGCCGUCGCCUGCGUCUCGCAGAAGACCGCCUGGAUCUGUGGCCGAGGUUCCAGUGACAGCAGCUGGUUCACCCACGUCUUGGAUGGAGAGGGGCAACGGAAGCUCAAGGAGGUGGAUGAGAAACACAAGAUUUAUGACUACUGCGUUGACUCGAGGAGGUACCCUAAUGGGUAUCCCCCGGAGUGUGGGUCACAGUAG
Messenger RNA from Triticum dicoccoides, 876 nucleotides. Its product is annotated as xyloglucan endotransglucosylase/hydrolase protein 24-like. Gene Ontology annotation, molecular function: xyloglucan:xyloglucosyl transferase activity; hydrolase activity, hydrolyzing O-glycosyl compounds. Lineage: Eukaryota; Viridiplantae; Streptophyta; Magnoliopsida; Poales; Poaceae. Gene Ontology annotation, cellular component: cell wall; apoplast. The coding region runs from base 1 to 876 and encodes 291 amino acids. The transcript is spliced from 3 exons. The record is from RefSeq and is a predicted model, not a curated record. Gene Ontology annotation, biological process: xyloglucan metabolic process; cell wall biogenesis.